AACGAGGUCUCGUUUUGUAGGUGAAGGUUUAUGCGAAAGUACGGCUUUUUCGAAUUUUUGAAAGAGCUUUAUUUUUACCUAUAAUCUAUUUUCGAAAAAACAUCAUUCUUUGACACGAUUUUUUCCAAAGAAUACAAAACUUUUUCAAAAAUUCGAAAAAGCCAUAUUCUCAUUAAAAGCUUUUUCUUUAAAAUGAGAUCAUGUACAUCAAAAUCUGCAAAAAAUUACGGUUGUACUCAUUGUUGGCAUAACCAUUAAAAAAGUAACAUCGAUGAUCAGUUUUAAAUACUUUCCCUCCAGUUGCUUCGUAUUUUUCACGCGUAGGGGUUGGGUGAUACUUUCGUUAUUCUUUAUCUUUAAUCUUUAUAAUUUUAAUCUAGAUACUAAAUAUAUAAAACAAACUAUUAAAUUAAAAGAGAAUACUUCGACAUAUUAAUCGAAAAGAUGGAUUUGCCUACACUAAUUGCAUUUGAUUUUGAUCAUACAAUUGUUGAUGACAAUACUGAUUUUGUGGUUCGUAACUUAUUGUCAGAAGAUCAGUUAACUGAUGAAGUACAAAAUUUAUAUCUUACAAACGGAUGGACGUUAUAUAUGAAAAAAAUAUUUGAAUUACUUCAUCAAAAUUCAAUUGGAUUAAAAGAAAUAGAAGCAGCUAUAACCAAUAUAUCACCAACUCCAGGAUUUGAUAUUCUUUUAAAAGAAUUACACUCUCUUGGAUAUGAAAUAAUUAUUAUCAGUGAUUCCAAUUCCUUAUUAAUAGAUAUAUGGUUGAAGAGUAGACAAUUGGAUAAUUUAAUUACUAAAGUAUUUACAAAUCCUGCACAUGUUUCUGACGAUGGUAUGAUACAGAUAAAAAUGUAUCAUGUUCAAGAUUUUUGUAAACUAAGCAUGGUCAAUUUAUGUAAAGGUCACAUAUUAGAAAAUUACAUUAAGGAAAGAUCAGAGGCAGGAAUUCAUUUUAAAAGAAUUGUAUAUGUUGGAGAUGGAAAAAAUGAUUUCUGCCCGGUAUUACGUUUGUCAGAAAAUGAUUUAGCAUUUCCUAGAAUGGAUUAUCCGCUUUUAAAAAAAUUGAAUGAAUGUAAAAAUAAUGAAACUUGUAAAGUAAAAGCAACAAUCAUUCCUUGGUCCAAUGGAUUUGAAAUUUUACAUAAUUUGAAUAAGUAAAUUAAAUUAUAGUAUA
Molecule: messenger RNA, 1180 nt
Organism: Vespula vulgaris
Lineage: Eukaryota; Metazoa; Arthropoda; Insecta; Hymenoptera; Vespidae
Product: probable phosphatase phospho2
Exons: 2
Coding region: 445-1164 (239 amino acids)
Molecular function (GO): phosphatase activity
Source: RefSeq, a predicted model, not a curated record